AGCGUCCGUCGCCUGACGCCGCGGGAGCCGGGCUUCGGUCGCUCAAGAGAUCACCGGCUUUCUCCCUAUGGUUGCAGCAGAGAGAUCAUGACGGGGAAGAAGUCUUCCCGGGAGAAGCGGCGCAAGCGAAGCAGUCAGGAGGCAGCCGCAGCGGUCUCGGCCCCGGACCCGGUACCUAUCCUCGCCAGCAGCGGCAGUGGAAGCACCAGCGGCUGCGGGAGUACCAGCGGCUGCGGGAGCGUCACCUGCUGUGGGAACACCAGCUUCAGUGGAAGUGUCACCGGCGGUGGGAGCGUCGGCAGCUGCUGGGGUGGGAGCAGCGUGGAGCGUAGCGAGCGCCGGAAGCGAAGGAGCACCGACUCGUCUUCCAGUGUCUCGGGUUCCCUGCAGCAGGAAACCAAAUAUCUUUUGCCAUCUUUGGAAAAAGAAUUAUUCUUGGUAGAGCACAGUGACCUUGAAGAAGGUGGACUGGACCUGACUGUGUCAUUAAAACCAGUUAGUUUCUAUAUAUCAGACAAAAAAGAAAUGCUUCAGCAGUGCUUCUGUAUCAUAGGGGAGAAGAAGUUACAGAAGAUGCUUCCUGAUGUGUUAAAGAACUGUUCAAUAGAAGAAAUUAAAAAACUAUGCCAGGAACAAUUAGAACUCCUGUCUGAAAAAAAAAUUUUGAAGAUUCUUGAGGGUGACAAUGGUAUGGACUCUGAUAUGGAAGAGGAGGCAGAUGAUGGCUCUAAGACGGGAUCUGAUUUAGUCAGUCAACAAGACAUCUGUAUAGAUUCUGCUUCAUCCCAGAGGGAGAACAAGCAACCUGAAGGUUUGGAAUUAAAACAAGGCAAAGGGGAAGAUAGUGAUGUACUCAGUAUAAAUGCAGAUGCUUAUGACAGCGACAUAGAAGGCCCAUGCAAUGAAGAAGCAGCUGCUCCCGAGGUCCCAGAAAAUACGGUCCAAAAUGAAGCUGGUCAGAUAGAUGACUUGGAGAAAGACAUUGAGAAAAGUGUGAAUGAGAUUCUGGGACUGGCAGAGUCUAGUCCAAAGGAACCCAAAGCAGCCACCCUGACAGUUCCCCCACCAGAAGAUGUUCAGCCCUCUGCACAGCAGCUGGAGCUGCUAGAACUGGAGAUGAGGGCAAGAGCGAUUAAGGCACUAAUGAAAGCUGGCGAUGUGAAAAAGCCAGCAUAGUUAUUGAAUUUGAAUUUUAGGUGUAUUUGAAUGAAGCCAUGUCAUAUAAUUUUGUUUAUGAGGUUUAUUUUGGGUCUUAUAUGACAUUUCUCAUGUAACUCUUAUUAGGUAAACUGAUCAUAGGCUUAAGAUGUCUGGUUGUUUUUUGUUCCUUUUAUAUUGUAUAUGUGUGUUAUUGUUUUAUGAAUUCAUGACAGAUAUAGUUGGAUAGCCUGGAAAUUUUGUUAGAUGAGUACUUAGCUACGUCUGCAAAUUAAUAUCUUGAAAGCCAUUAGCAAAGAGUCACAGUGUUUUUUCUUUACUUGUAAAUAUUUUGACACCAAACCUCAACGCUUCAGAAAGAUUGACCAAGCAUGUUACUCUUAAGGCUACCUAUAUUUUAAAAUAGAAUAUUAAAUUAUUACUCCUAGAUUUGUUAACAAUUUAAGAAAUUUAGUUUAGUUUAUCUGCACUUUUAAAAUAUAUACUGUCUUGGCGAUGCCUUCUGUUGGUGUGGAUUUACUAGUUAAAACUGAAUCACGUUUUUUUUUAUAAGGAUGAGAUCCCAAAUAGCUGAGGGAAACUUUUUUUUAAUAAGUCAAAAAAGUGACUUAAUUUAAGGCAAUUAUUAACAAUGUAGAACUAAUUGCCCAAGUUUAAUUCCAGCAGACAAGUCAUUCUGACAGGUAUUGGACAUUAUUGGACACUUAGUUCAAGUUUUUUUGUUUUCAAUUAAAAAAGAACCAAUUUUCAUUUACAUUCCAAGCUGUCAGGAAGAGGAGAAUGUUUUAUUGUAUAAUAUUUCAUUGGGUGUUUUUUCUUGACGAUCUGAUGUGAUAUAAACUCCAUGAAUCAAAAAAAAAAAAGAAGAUUGUCAUUCUGGAACUGAAGACUUUUGAUACUUUUCCAAAGGCAAAAUUAAUUUCAGGGACCUUUGAUAGGUUGAUGUCAUCAUUAAUCUAAUUUUGUAUAGUUUUUGUAAAUAAAGUAACAUCCUGCCGUAAUGAAAGAUGCUUUUUCCUCCCUUUACUAAUUGCAGUUGUUUGAUACCAACAUAAAUUUAGGUAGGGACCCUUAACUUAAAUUAAUUUUUCUUCUUGAAUAUAAAUUUCAGGCUAUUGUUUUAAUAUUCAGUUACAACUAUAGUGCAUUUUAUUUGUAAGUCAUGCUACUGGUGUUGUAUGAGAAUCUACCUCAUACACAAAGCUUGUAGGGAUUGAUUUUACUAGCUGACUUAAUUAUAUGUUCAUUUUAGAGGGUUUCUUAUGAACUAGAGGGCAUUUAUUAAACAUUGGAGUUGCGGUUACAAUUUUUGUUUUUUCCUGAACAUGGCUUUAAAAUAACCCUGCUUUUUUUCUUUAUUCAUGAAUCUUUCUAAUGAAACAGAGAUCUAUAUCAUUUGAAAUGCUGCUUUUACAGUGGUAAAUGUGGAUAUGAUUUACACAGUGAGUUCUCAUUGUUACUGCUUUAGGAUGAAAAAGCAUCGAUUAUGGUAAAAUAAUUUUUCUAUUCCAAGUUAAAAUAAAAAUAACAAUAAACUUCAUUGCUGCUUACUAAUUACAAAAUGCAGUAGAUGUCAUUCAUGUGAUUCAGUUUAUGACAUAAACAUAGAAAAAGGUCUGAGUGCUCUAUGACCGUUUAAAGUCACCACCUUCAUGAGCAUUGUGUGUCUGUUUUAUUCAGUGUGCAGAAUGGUUGAGAGGACAUUUGACUGGAGUAGAGUAGAUAAUGUGUGAGGUAGAAUGAGCUGAACAAAUUAGAGGCUACUUAGAUGCCGACCUUAAAAAAUCAACUUUGUCUCUCUCUCUCCCUUUUUUUAAUACUGAAAGACCUGAGAGGUUUUUAAGAAUGAAUAGCUUUAGAGAAUAGGAAUAACUUAGUUUUAAAAAUGCCAAAGUAAUGGGAAAAUACCAUAUAUUGAUCUGAUGCUGCCAUUUAAAUCAUCAACUUCCAAGUAUUUAUUGAAUGCCUCCAAGGUGUUCAGUCUUGUUUAGAAUAUUAAACCCAGAGAUGCUACAGUAUAGAUUUGUGUAUGGAAUACACUGAUUAAUAAAGCUAUGAGUGCUGCUUCUAAUGCCUAAUUUCUCCUUUUUGCUGAGGUAAGGAAAAUUUCUAGGUACUAUUUAAUUAAU
Molecule: messenger RNA, 3287 nt
Organism: Trichechus manatus latirostris (Florida manatee)
Lineage: Eukaryota; Metazoa; Chordata; Mammalia; Sirenia; Trichechidae
Gene: CAAP1
Product: caspase activity and apoptosis inhibitor 1
Exons: 6
Coding region: 88-1176 (362 amino acids)
Source: RefSeq, a predicted model, not a curated record